Molecule: messenger RNA, 717 nt
Organism: Carya illinoinensis
Lineage: Eukaryota; Viridiplantae; Streptophyta; Magnoliopsida; Fagales; Juglandaceae
Product: late embryogenesis abundant protein 6-like
Exons: 2
Coding region: 122-481 (119 amino acids)
Biological process (GO): embryo development ending in seed dormancy
Source: RefSeq, a predicted model, not a curated record
AUAUUUAUGUGUGAGUGGUGCCAUUCGGCAUUAAUGUGUUUGCUCGCAAAAAACAAAGACAACUUCAUUCGAGUUUUCGUAGGUUGUACGUGAAGAAGACUGGGACCAGAGUAGUGAGAAAAUGCAGGCUGUGAAGGACAAGCUGCAUGACAUGAAUGAGAUGCGCAAGGCCAAGGCCGAAGCAAAGGCCGAAGAGAAGGCCGAAAAAGAUAUAGCAAAAGCUAGAAUGGAGGUUGCUCAUGAGGUGAGACUGGCGAAAGAGGCCGAAGCUGCAAUGGGAAUGCAUGUGGCCAAGGCCGGGCAAAAGGUCGAAAGGGAAGCAGCCAAGCAUGAGCCUAAGCAGCCUGAUGCAAGUGGAUUCGACCCCCCGGCAGACCAGCCUGAUGUGGCAUCAGGAAACAGCAGCGCCCCUGCUGUGCUGAUGCAUUCUGCAGAUCGAGCUGAUCCAUUUACCCACUCUGCCCGACCAUUCCCCAAUUAAUUAUUUAGUUGUUGUUCAAUUGUAUGUUGAACCCCAUGAUUUGGCAUGCACAUGAUUGUUAGCGAUCAUUCUCGCCUCUUAUACAUGAAUAUUGUUGGUGUUGCACACACAUAUAUAAUCUAGAGUUCUUAUAAUUUACAAACUGGUACGUACCUAUAAACACAUGAUAAUCUCCUGUUGUGAGGUUCAUUACAGCUAUUAAAAAAAAUUAAGAUAUGAAGAUUUUUUUUUUUUUU